Molecule: messenger RNA, 2627 nt
Organism: Anopheles stephensi (Asian malaria mosquito)
Lineage: Eukaryota; Metazoa; Arthropoda; Insecta; Diptera; Culicidae
Product: proton-coupled amino acid transporter-like protein CG1139
Exons: 9
Coding region: 380-1741 (453 amino acids)
Biological process (GO): amino acid transmembrane transport
Cellular component (GO): vacuolar membrane
Molecular function (GO): amino acid transmembrane transporter activity
Source: RefSeq, a predicted model, not a curated record
CUUGUUGCCACUGUCGAAGCGACGUGUUAUAAGCGUCGUUCAACCUCAUCCCUCUUGCACCACCACCACCAACAAGUGUGCAUCGUACUGCAUCUUCACCAGCCGUUCAGGAGCUAGUUCAUUCUUAGCACAUUCCGACACGGUCCUCACACGGUUUGCGCUCAGAUGGCUGUCGACCGUCGUCGUAAGCGGAAGUGAAGCAGUAUCUAGUGCUGGAUUUGAAUCACCGGUGUGCAAUAGUGUGUCCGAGUGUUCAACACUGGUGCCGAGCGACGAGGGACAGGGAUCCGAUUCCAUUAUACUGUGAACCCUUGCGCGGUGAGGUACUUCGGACAGCGAGCAACCAGCAGCAGCCGCCCAGCAUCCCCGGCCAGCCAAGAUGAGCAGCUCGGGCGGAAGUCCCUCCAAGAAGGGCACGAGCGUGGACAUGCAAAUAUUUGCCUCGAAUGGCAAUACGAUCGUCGACGAGAGUUAUGAUCCCCAUCUGCACCGAAACCGGCCGCACCCGACGACAAACUUCGAAACGUUGGUCCACCUGCUGAAGGGAUCGCUCGGCACGGGCAUUCUUGCGAUGCCGCAAGCAUUCUACAAUGCGGGCUACAUCUCCGGCGUCGUUAACACGGUCCUGAUCGGCAUCCUCUGUACGUACUGCUUGCACGUGCUCGUCCAGGCGCAGUACGCCCUGUGCAAGCGGCACCGGGUGCCCAUCCUCACCUACCCGAUCUCGAUGAAGAUUGCACUCGAGGAGGGUCCGCAAUGUUUGCGACGAUUCGCACCGUACGCGGUUGUUAUCGUCGAUGGGUUCAUGAUCGUCUAUCAGCUGGGUAUCUGCUGCGUUUACAUAGUUUUCGUUGCGACCAACAUCAAGCAGUUGGUCGAUUACUACUGGCUGGAGUUAGACGUGAAAAUCCACUGCUUGAUUCUACUCGUACCACUGAUCGGAAUCAAUAUGAUUCGCAACCUGAAGGUCCUGGCACCGUUCUCAACGUUGGCCAACUUGAUUACAUUCGUUGGCAUUGGAUUGAUAUUGGCCUACAUUCUCGAUGACGUUCCACCGAUCUCCGAACGUCAGCCAGUCGCCGAGUUGGGCAAAUUUCCACUUUUCUUUGGCACCACUCUGUUCGCACUGGAGGCAGUCGGUGUGAUUAUAGCACUGGAAAACAAUAUGGCUACACCGAAAUCGUUUGGUGGUACCUGCGGCGUACUUAAUUCGGGCAUGGCGGUGAUUGUCUUCCUGUAUGCCGGUAUGGGAUUCUUGGGCUAUCUGAAGUACGGUGCCGAAUCGGCCGGCAGUAUCACACUCAACCUGCCGCAGGAAGAAAUUAUGUCUCAGUCGAUAAGAGUGCUGUUUGCGGUGGCCAUCUUCAUCUCGUACGGUUUGCAAUGCUACGUGCCGGUCGACAUUAUCUGGAACGUUUAUCUGGUGGAGAAGUACCGUGACUCGAACAACAAGCUGGUAUACGAGAUGUUGGUUCGCAUUGUAGUCGUCAUCACCACUUUCCUGCUGGCCGUCGCCAUUCCUCGUCUGGGUCUGUUUAUCUCGCUGUUCGGUGCAUUCUGUCUGUCCGCCCUGGGCAUUGCUUUCCCGGCCAUUAUGGAGAUCUGCGUGCUGUGGCCGGACAAGCUGGGCCCGGGAAAGAUUACCCUCUGGAAGGACAUCAUUUUGAUCGUGUUCGGUGUCAUCGGUCUGGUAGCUGGCACGUACACGAGCGUACGGGACAUUAUUCUUAGUUUCAUGUAAUUUUGCCCGACCCCUGACAUGACGCUACGGUGCUCCAACUGGUACACCACAGUUACAUGCCACGCCAACGAAUGCGCGCUAGGACCAGCUCGCUAAAGCAGACAACUUACAGGAAAACACACAGGCAGAAACAGCAAGCGUAAACUAUUGAUAGCAAUCUUUCCUAGACAAGAUGGUUGUGCACUAAGCUUCCUUAGACGAGGGCAUUCCCUCCGCCAUCGCGGAUUGAACCGGCUGCAGUUCCUCGAUCUUGCUCUGACCGGCCCUUUGCUGGAAGGUUCGCACGCUGGUAGGGAGCAGAUUGGUGACAUAUCAUUUGUAGAUUUGUAAAGCAAAGUUUCAACUUACUGAGUUAUUAGAGUUAAUUUCCACUCACCUGCCCCGGGGCGCAGGCAAGCGACCACCAGACCGAUCGUUUGUUCCGUUUGUAGUCUGAUGGUGGAUGAAUUCAGUUUUUAAGAUGUUUGUUUGUACUACUACAAACCGCAACGCAACCUCAACAGAUGGAAGGAUGAAGAAGAUGAAGAAGCCUAUUUUGGAGUAGUAUUAGAUUUGCAUACAAACGCCAAGCGUUACGCACACGCGUUCCAUGUAGAAACGAUAGUAGCGAUAGCUUUGUACAAUCACUCAAACGCACCGCACUCUACGAUUGCAGGCUUAACUUACUGUGUGGUGAUGUUCUGCUUCACGCCGCAAUGUAGUCGAUGUAGCCACGCGACCAAACUCGGCUUCCACUGGACCGGUGAUUCAGAAAAAAAGAAUAAACCAGCAGACAGGCGAAAUUAUGUUUACGUUUUAUUAUAAAUAGAUUAUUACCGUUACACACUACUAGUUCCGUUCCGUCUCCACUGCUAAGUGAUAUGAAAAUAUAAUUUUCUUUCUCCGA